CCUUUAAUUUCUCCUGAAUCUCAGCUACAUUCCUGGAAAUCAAAAACUAGAAUUUCUGGUGUUCCAAUGGCUUCCGGAAAUGACCACUUUAGCAUUUCAGGACCCACAUUCCUAACCAGGAUUGACUGGACGAAUGCUCAUCACCGGAGAUCUGUGGCCGCCAGUUUAGUCAAGGGUGUUUACAUGUUGGAAGGCGACCGCCAGGACGGACGUCGAGGUCCCGAGUGUUUGGCUCUACCAUGGUCGGAAUUUUUCCAUUUCAGGUAUAUAGCCCCACUUACGGAAAGCGAUGAAUGUAUCUUCGGCGCCAUUUUUGAAUUUAAACCUUGGGAUUGUUCAUAUCAUUUUAAUAUUCAUGAAAGCCCUCGCUAUGUAAUCGCCUUCCGAGGCACGUUGAUCAAACUCGGCUCGCUUGCCAGAGAUAUUCAGUUGGAUAUUGACAUUAUCCGAAACGGGCUUUAUCGGACCAGUCGGUCCGCAAUCGCCAUUAAUACUGUUCGAGACACGGUAACUAAGGCGGGGAAUUCGAAAGUGUGGCUAACCGGUCAUUCACAAGGGGCGUCCAUCGCGAUGUUGGCCGGGAAAACGAUGGCAAAAUCUGGGAUGUUCUUGGAAUCAUUCCUCUUCAAUCCGCCUUACAUAUUGGCCCCGAUAGAGAGAAUCGGAGAUGAGACAUUGAAACACGGGAUCCGAUUUGCAGGAACGAUAAUCAAAGCCGGGGUGGCUUUUGCCAAUGCGAAGAAUGAUAAAAACAAGGAUUCAAAGACUGCAGUCGAAAACAAAGAUCCAUUUGCUGCAAUAUGUGGAUGGAUUCCGUGCUUGUUUGUGAAUCGAGAAGACCCCAUAUGUUCAGAAUAUAUAGGUUAUUUCGAGCACAGGAGAAAACUGGAAUCCUUUGGAUUUGGAGGCAAGUCCAUUGCGAGGCAAACGAGCCAAAGUUCACUGGGAAAUCUGGUUUUGAAUGCAGUUGGAGUGCAAGGUGUUGAAUCUUCUGAACCACUUCAUCUUCUUCCUUCCGCAAAUCUGACUGUGAAUUUAAGCUCUUGCCCUUCACAAGAUUUCAAGCAAGCUCAUGGGCUGUGCCAAUGGUGGAGGCCCGACCUCGACCUGAAAUGCGAUGUUUAUAAGUACAAUUAA
Molecule: messenger RNA, 1137 nt
Organism: Hibiscus syriacus
Lineage: Eukaryota; Viridiplantae; Streptophyta; Magnoliopsida; Malvales; Malvaceae
Product: GDSL esterase/lipase At4g10955-like
Exons: 1
Coding region: 67-1137 (356 amino acids)
Biological process (GO): lipid metabolic process
Source: RefSeq, a predicted model, not a curated record